Messenger RNA from Ilyonectria robusta, 1560 nucleotides. RefSeq names its product mitochondrial carrier domain-containing protein. The transcript has 4 exons. Gene Ontology annotation, molecular function: ATP:ADP antiporter activity. NCBI's taxonomy places the organism in Eukaryota, Fungi, Ascomycota, Sordariomycetes, Hypocreales, Nectriaceae. The coding region runs from base 346 to 1278 and encodes 310 amino acids. Gene Ontology annotation, biological process: mitochondrial ADP transmembrane transport; mitochondrial ATP transmembrane transport. The record is from RefSeq and is a predicted model, not a curated record. Gene Ontology annotation, cellular component: mitochondrial inner membrane.
CACUGCCUCUCGCGGGGCGCUGGCCGGUUGCCACAGGCUCACGCACCCUGAAGCGCACCCCUGUGAUGUGGGAGCCUCAGGCCGCCACAGCGCUGUUGCCGUGGAAGAACUGGAGAGAGGCUGGGGGCCCAGCUCCCUUUAGCGCGAGCCGGGAAGAUUCGCUCUCAAAAGCGCCUCUCCUCCAGAUCCGCCGCGAAUUUUUUCCCUCCCCCCAAAUACCUCCCACCCCCCGUCGACGCUGAUUUAUUUCGCUCGACUCUCCCACUCCUUCUUUCUUCCUCCUCCAUCUCUCCAUCUCCCCUCACUUCUUUCUUUUCAAGGGAAAGUUUUUGCACAGCCGUCAUCAUGUCUGAGCAACCCCAGAAGGUUUUGGGCAUGCCGCCCUUCUUGGCCGACUUCUUGAUGGGUGGUGUUUCCGCCGCCGUCUCGAAGACCGCCGCCGCCCCCAUUGAGCGUGUCAAGCUCCUGAUCCAGAACCAGGAUGAGAUGAUCAAGCAGGGUCGUCUUGACCGCAAGUACAACGGCAUUGCCGAUUGCUUCAAGCGCACCAUGGCCGAUGAGGGUGUCAUGUCCCUGUGGCGAGGCAACACUGCCAACGUCAUCCGAUACUUCCCCACCCAGGCCCUGAACUUCGCUUUCCGUGACAAGUUCAAGAAGAUGUUCGGCUACAAGAAGGAGAAGGAUGGCUACGCCUUGUGGAUGGCUGGUAACCUUGCCUCCGGUGGUGCUGCCGGUGCCACCUCCCUCCUCUUCGUCUACUCCCUGGACUACGCCCGUACUCGUCUUGCCAACGAUGCCAAGAACUCCAAGGGUGGAGGUGAGCGUCAGUUCAACGGUCUCGUUGACGUCUACCGCAAGACCCUCGCUUCCGACGGUAUUGCCGGUCUCUACCGUGGCUUCAUGCCCUCCGUCGCUGGUAUCAUCGUCUACCGUGGUCUCUACUUCGGCAUGUACGACUCCAUCAAGCCCGUCCUCCUUGUCGGCAGCCUCGCCAACAACUUCCUUGCUUCUUUCGCUCUUGGUUGGGUCGUCACCACUGGUGCCGGUAUCGCCUCGUACCCUCUUGACACUAUCCGACGACGCAUGAUGAUGACCUCCGGUCAGGCCGUCAAGUACAAGAACACCCUCGAUGCCGCCCAGCAGAUCGUUGCCAAGGAGGGUGUCAAGUCCCUCUUCAAGGGUGCCGGUGCCAACAUCCUCCGUGGUGUUGCCGGUGCUGGUGUCCUGUCCAUCUACGAUCAGCUCCAGGUCAUCCUCUUCGGCAAGGCCUUCAAAUAAGCGCCUUAGCCCUCACAUCUGUAUAGAAUCGGUGUGUAUUGGAGAGGUGGGGAUGGGAGAGACUUCCGUCUACUAGCGUGACACGGUGUCCGCUGGUUGACAAAAAAGGGCGAGAUCGAAGUGCAGGAAGAGGGAGGUUGUAACGGAUACCCACAAGUGGUUCUCUGCAAUAGUAGCUCUUCGCGGGUUAGACUGGCAUAGGCAUGGCGUCUUUUUCUCAUCUUGCAAUGCCUACCUUUCUAGGUCGCUGUAAUUUAUACACCCAAGCAAUUUCCCUUGAGA